UGUGCAAUCAGAUCGCCAUAGACACCAUUACAAAUUAACCAGGACGAAAGAAAGCUACAUUAUACAACACCUCAACCUAACUGAUCCCAUGGUCUCAGACUUAACUCGGAUUAAAAGCCAGUGUGAAAAAGUGAGUUUUCAGGAGGGGUUUAAAAGACCGUACAGACUCUGAAGAACGAAUGUCAGAGACUGGGGGCAACCACAGCACAAGCCCGAUCCACUCUGUGCCUUAAUUUGGCCGUCGUCUGCAUCAAGAGCAUCUGGCUGGAAGAUCUCAGAGCUCACAAGCUUUUUUUGGGUUGUGAGACUUAAGUGGAACAGUUAAGUAAUUGGGUCCCAUGCCAUUUAAAACUUUGAACGUGAGUAAAAGAAUCUAGAAUCCAAUUUUUACUGGAGUGAUAUCAGAUUUGCUAAACUUUUCUUCCUAUUUUGAUGUGGAAUAAGAAGUGUCACGUUGUAAAUUUGUGAAGCUUAAAACACCGUCGGCUUUAUUACAACUACACACUAAACGUCUCAGCAUACUGUUCACUCACCAUAUCAUGGAUUUGCCAGUAGGUAAACGUUUAAAAUUCCCCUCCUUUUUUCAUUAAUGCGUGAAUACUUGUGUUGAUUAAAACACUAAAAAAAAAUAAAAAUAAAGCGGCUCCUUUUAACACAUGUAAAAGAUGAUCGGAUUAUUGAUUCGACAACCCCGAUUUCUAGUUCAAACCUUUUAAUCCAAAUCCAAAGCGUGAAGCAUGACUGAUUUAGAAUUAGGGGACUUACUGGGAGACUCCGGAGGCACGUGCGGAGGGAGCUACCCUGCUUUGAGACGACCACUUUGCAUUAUGAGAUGAAACACAAACAAGAGGAGGAGGAGUGGACAGCAGAGGAGACACAAAGGUCAGCCUCUUGCUCAGAGAGGAGAGGUAGAUUACGGACAACGUCGCGGGACAGACAAGAUAUCUGACGUUUUGGCCAUCGUUUCAGCUGCGUUAUUAAAUUAGUUAUAGCGCAUAGUUUUGGAGCUGCUGCUCACAGGGGCAACAUGACAAAGCAGGUCUGCGGCUCGCCUUUCCUGAAGCCCUUCUUUCUGAAGACACCCGUCAGAGUCAGCUCGCUGCAGCAGAGACGACACACGCUCCCCGCCAGCGAGUUCAGAAAUCUCACCUCACAGGAUGCAAUCAGCGUGUUCGAAAUUGAAAGAGAAGCCUUCGUGUCGGUCUCUGGCGAGUGUCCCCUUACGCUGGAUGAGGUGCUUAAUUUCCUGGGACAGUGUCCCGAGCUGUCUCUGGGUUGGUUUGAGGAGGGCCAGUUGGUGGCCUUCAUCAUCGGCUCCGGUUGGCACAAGGAAAGGCUUUCGAAGGUAUUAACGCUGUCCAAAAUUAAAAAUUCCUGUAAAAGCAUUCGCCUCUGCUACUCAUUAUUUAACAUCCUCGAUGACGGAAAUCUAAUCCCUGUUCCCCAGGAGGCCAUGACCCAGCAUGUCCCGGACACCCCCACCGUGCACAUCCACGUGCUGUCGGUGCACCGCCACUGUCGACAGCAGGGCAAAGGCUCCGUCCUUUUGUGGCGCUACCUGCAGUACCUGCGGUGCAUGCCGGGCCUCCGCCGAGCUCUGCUCAUCUGCGAGGACUUCCUGGUGCCCUUCUACCAAAAGGCCGGCUUCAAGGAGAAAGGCCCGUCUGAGAUCUCCGUGUCCAACAUGCAGUUCCAGGAGAUGGAGUACAUGGUGAACGGGCACGUGUACGCCCGACGGAACAGUGGCUGCUAGUCAGCAGCACCAGCUGGACUCAAUGCAACAGACCUGUGCAAUGUUGGACUGGGCUCGACAUCUAGCCGAUGAGAAAGUGGAGGCGUCAGUGUGGACUGAGUGGACAGAGUGGAUUCAGGCAACAAAAUGCUGCUUUUUACUGAUGAUGCAGCUCAUCAGACAUAAAAAAAAAAAACAUGUUGUAUGACAUCAGUAGCACAUCAGCUUUGAUCUUAAUGCUUUUCAGUUAAC
Fundulus heteroclitus (mummichog) is the source of this 1984-nucleotide messenger RNA. RefSeq names its product arylalkylamine N-acetyltransferase 2 (gene aanat2). Gene Ontology annotation, molecular function: aralkylamine N-acetyltransferase activity. Gene Ontology annotation, biological process: circadian rhythm; response to light stimulus. Gene Ontology annotation, cellular component: cytoplasm. Bases 1028 to 1753 code for a protein of 241 amino acids. The record is from RefSeq and is a predicted model, not a curated record. The transcript is spliced from 2 exons. NCBI's taxonomy places the organism in Eukaryota, Metazoa, Chordata, Actinopteri, Cyprinodontiformes, Fundulidae.